AUCCUGCGCUGACCGGAGCUAACUUCCAUCCAGCGACUGUGAUGGUGUUGUAACUGACCUCCGUGGCUCAUCUAUGCUAGUUCCUCCUCCAUGACGCCGGUCGCCAUGGUACCGCGGUGGGAGGAGCUCCCAGGGAGCACGAGAACGUUGGUUGGCAGCUUUUCUAACCCGUUCUUCCUGAAAACAUUUAGAGGAUCCAGAGACAGUCGUGAGGAGGUUUGGGUCACUAAGCAGACAUCUUGCAGAAAUGAAUCAAGAAUCAGGUCAGCCUGGAGAGCAGGAGGAGGUGACAGGACUGGUUUGUGAUGAGGCUGAUCUCAAAGAUGGACAAAUGAAAGAAGUAACUGUGGGAGAUCAGAAGGUGCUGUUGGUCCGAACCCACGGCCAGUACAGUGCUAUUGGAAACCAGUGCACUCAUUACAGUGCUGCUCUGGUUAAAGGAGCUUUGAGUGGUGACCGAGUGAGAUGUCCUUUUCACGGUGCUUGCUUCAAUGUGAAAACUGGAGAUAUUGAGGAGUAUCCAGGUCUGGACAGUGUACCUAGCUAUAAGGUCAAAGUGGAGGAUGGAAAGGUAUAUGUUACCAUUGACAAAAAGUCUCUGAAGCUGACCAAGCGGGUGAAGGAGAUGUGCACGAUGCUUCCAGAAGUCAAACAUACUAUUCUCCUGAUAGGAGGAGGUCCUGCCUCUCUGGUUUGUGCUGAGACACUUCGACAAAACUGCUACCAGGGUCGCAUUAUCAUCGUGACCAAAGACACUCUGCUUCCAUUUGACAAGACCAAACUGAGUAAGGCGAUGGAUGUAGACAGCAGCAGCAUCCUCCUCCGGUCAAGUGACUUUUUACUACAGUAUGGGAUCGAAGUGUGGACACAAAAGGAGGUGGUGUCAGUAAAUCCGGCUGACAAGACAGUGAAGAUAAGUGAUGGCAGUUCACAGCGCUAUGACCAGCUCCUUAUUGCAACAGGCUGCAGAGCUCGGCCGCUCAGUUGUCCUGGUUCAGACCUGAAGGGAGUAAAUGUGCUGCAGUGUUACGAAGACGCCAAAGAGAUAAUCAGCUCCAGCCCCGGCCACAAGGCUGUCGUUAUUGGAGCAUCUUUCAUAGGUAUGGAGGUGGCUUCCUUCUUAUCAGACAAAGCUGCCAGCGUGGCUUUGGUUGGCACGUCCAGUUACCCAUAUGAACGAACUCUGGGACCAGAGAUUGGGAACAUGAGUAUGCAAAUGUUGGAGGAACAGAAGGUGAAGUUUUACAUGAAAGAUGAAGUCACCGAAAUCAGAGGGGAGAACGGCAAGGUGAAAGAGGUGGUGCUGAAGAGCGGUACAGUCCUGGAGGCUGAUGUGGUGAUUGCAGGAAUUGGUGUUAUCCCCAAUUCAGACUUCUUGGCAGGAAGCAACGUGGAAGUGGAUUCAAAAAAAGCCGUGAUUGUUGACAAGUACAUGAGGACCAACAUACCAGAUGUUUUUGCUGCUGGAGAUGUCACUUCUUUCCCUCUGGCAAUUCGUGGCGACCAGAGGGUCAACAUUGGUCACUGGCAAAUGUCACAAGCUCACGGAAGAAUCGCAGCCCUGAACAUGCUGAAGAAACCAACCAAAAUUGAGUCUAUCCCUUUCUUCUGGACUGUGUUGCUUGGGAAGAGUAUCAGAUACACAGGCUAUGCAGAAGGAUACACAGAAAUCAUUUUCAAAGGCAAAGUGGAAGAAAGGAAAUUUGUGGCAUUUUACAUAAAGGAUGAGGUGGUGGUUGCCACGGCCAGCCUGAUGUUUGAUCCUGCUGUGUCUCGUGUUGCAGAGCUGAUGGCUAACGGCCAGACUUUAACAAAAGCACAGGCUCAAGCUGAAGACUUGAGCUGGCUGCAGAUGUAAAGAGACGUCUGCUCCCUCCAGGAGUAAGAAAUCGCAGCGACGAAGGAUGUAGCAUCGACCCUUUAAUGUUUUGUCUCCCUCUUUGUCAAAUAGUGCCAAAUUGGAUUGCUCCAUUAACUGCCUCAGGGCUCCUGAAAACCAAUCAGACCUCAUCUCUGCUCACACUUAAGAGCGCUGUUACCAUGGUACCGAGUAAAAUUUUAUUGAAUUUGCUCUUUGUGCAUACACAGUAAUCUGAUUGGUAGUGUCUACGGAUACGGGUCCGUAUCCGUAGCCCACAGGCUACGGGUGACCAGAUCUCGCGUAUCUGAUUGGCAAAUGGCAAGUGCCGUAUCCGUAGUCCACAGGCUACGGGUACGGGUCCAUACCUCUAGCAACAACCAAUCUGAUUGACUGCUGAUCUGCAUUUGUUUCAUGCUUUUACUUCUACUCUGUGGUCAAUAUUAGCCACACCACAUAAAUCUAUACAAAACUUUACAAUGCAUUAGGUUUUGUAGUAAAGUGUAGUAUAGGAACAUACAAAGUAAAAUAAUUCAUCCACUAAAAAUAUUUUUGAAAACACUCACAGCAUUCCACUCGUACUACUUUCAAUUUUUAUUAGUAAAUUAGUUCAGAUUUGAAGUACUGCACACAAAUAAUUUGAAGAGAAACACUUUUUUUUUUACUUUCAUUUGUAAGUAAGUAAAGUUUAUUUCUUAAGCGCUUUUCACAGAUAAAAAUCACAAGGUGCUUUACAAUAAAAUACUAGAGAAAAAUUUUAAAUACAUAUAUAAAACAAUAAAAUACAUAUAUAAAACAAAAUAAGAAAAAUGUCAACCAAAUGCUCUUCUAAACAACAGUGUCUUCAGUCCACUUUUAAAAGAGUCCACAGAUUCUGCAAAACUCAGAGACAUUCCACAAGCAUUCCACAACGUGGGGGCCACAAACUGAAAAGAUCUCUGUCCUUGAGUUCUGAAGUUUACACGAGGGAUUACAAGCAGCUUCUGACCUGAGGAACGAAGAGCACGACCAGGAGAGUAAGGAGUCAACAUCUCCAGGAUAUAAUGUGGAGCUUGACCAUGCAAAGCCCUGAAGGUGACAACUAAAAUCUUAAAAUCAAUCCUGAAUUUGACAGGGAGCCAGUGUAAGGCUGAUAACACAGGAGUGAUAUGGGACAUUUUGGAAGUUCCAGUCAACAGUCUGGCAGCCGAAUUUUUACUCUAAUUUUUACGAAUUUGUACUCUAAUGCCUUAACCAAUUAUUCUGCAGAUGUUUACAGCAAAUCUACACCUUUUUAUUUAGCAUUUCUAAUAUUCUGUGAAGCUGAUGUAUUUAGUGUUAUUUAGCUUAUGUUAGGAAAUUAAAAAAAUAAGGACAGAACAGUUAAGAAAAUACUUUAUAGCAUUUAAAGCAUCUUUCAGUUUCUUUGAAAAGUGGACGUGGAUGCUCUGUGGUUUGUAACUGAUACUGUGGCAUUAAACCUACUUGUUAAGAAUUUCUUCACCUCUGAUUAUCUACACAAUCAUUCUCAUCAGCUGCAGCUGUUUUUGUCAAACUGACUACAAUAAAUAACUUUUCAGCACUGA
Molecule: messenger RNA, 3423 nt
Organism: Acanthochromis polyacanthus (spiny chromis)
Lineage: Eukaryota; Metazoa; Chordata; Actinopteri; Pomacentridae
Gene: aifm4
Product: apoptosis inducing factor mitochondria associated 4
Exons: 19
Coding region: 248-1858 (536 amino acids)
Cellular component (GO): cytoplasm
Molecular function (GO): 2 iron, 2 sulfur cluster binding; flavin adenine dinucleotide binding; oxidoreductase activity, acting on NAD(P)H
Source: RefSeq, a predicted model, not a curated record